AUGGUGAAGGGCCGCCAAGGAGAGCGCGUGAGGCUAUACGUCCGUGGGACCAUCCUCGGCUACAAAAGGUCGAAGUCGAAUCAGUACCCAAACACGUCGUUGAUCCAGAUUGAAGGGGUGAACACGCAGGAGGAGGUUGCGUGGUACCUUGGGAAGCGAAUGGCGUACAUUUACAAGGCGAAGGUGAAGAAGAACGGUUCUCACUACCGCUGCAUUUGGGGGAAGGUCACGCGCCCUCACGGCAACAGCGGCGUCGUUCGCGCCAAGUUCACGUCGAAUCUCCCACCGAAAUCCAUGGGUGAUAGAGUGAGAGUCUUCAUGUACCCGAGCAACAUUUGA
Messenger RNA from Striga hermonthica, 339 nucleotides. The record is from the annotation of a GenBank genome assembly. Lineage: Eukaryota; Viridiplantae; Streptophyta; Magnoliopsida; Lamiales; Orobanchaceae.